GUGUCAUUUUACACCUGGAGGUCGAACCUUUUUGGCUUUGUGGACCCCUGAGCAACUUUUAUAUAAAACAUUUUUAAAAAUGAAUCCCUAAAUUUGUCAAAUAAUUUAUUGAUUUGUCAGAUAAACCCAUUAAUUUUCAAAUAAAUCUCGAAAUGUUCAAAUAAUCCAUUAAUUUGUCAAAAAAUGUAUUGAUUUGUCAAAUAAAUACAGUUAUAAGCACAUAAUAAGCACAUACAUUUUUAGCGAAUCCCAUUAAUUAGUCAAUUGAAUCCAUUAAUUUUUCAAACACAAACUGUGUGUCCUGUGGUGAGUUAUCUGGCUCCCAGGUGAGGUUACCUGUCAGGGGAAAGCCGACAGUUUGGGCUGUUUACAAACUCUUGGUCUAAAAGUAAAAACUAAUUUAUUAAAGAAAUGUUUGACAAUAAAGAAUCAAUGAAAACAAAUGAAUAAAACCUCCUCAGUUAAAUAACAGUUAAAUGAAUCAGUCAGACCUUGAACCUAAACAUGCUGUAAGACCUGCUGUCACUGUUUCACUUGUUUUUACUCCCAAAUAUAAUAAUGUUAAUAUUUGUAUAGUGAGAUGAUGCAAAGAGCUGAACUUCCCUGUUCCCGAAAUGUUUCCUGAAACGUUCCGACCAUGUUUAUGAGAAUUAUUUAUAUGUUGUAACAUGUUUUCAUUUCACCUCUGUCUGUCUGUCUGUCUGUCUGUCUGUCUGUCCUCAGUGGGAGCUGGAGAGGUCUGUAACUUCGCCGCCUACAUGUUCGCUCCGGCCACGUUGGUGACGCCACUCGGCGCUCUGAGCGUCCUCAUCAGUGCGGUUCUCUCCUCCUACCUGUUGGGGGAGGUGUUGAACGUCGUCGGGAAGCUUGGCUGUGUGCUGUGUGUGCUGGGGAGCAUCUUGUUGGUCAUCCACGCGCCACAGGAACAGGAAGUGACAUCACUGCAGGACAUGACCAAUAAGCUGCUGGAGCCCGGUUUCCUUGUGUACGUGUCGGCCGUGUUUUUGCUGUGUGCAGUGCUCGUCUUCUAUUUCUCUCCUCGGGUCGGGAGCUCCAACAUCCUGGUCUACAUCAGCAUCUGCUCGCUGCUGGGAGCCUUCACCGUCUCCUCCGUGAAGGGCCUCGCCAUCGCCAUCAACACCGGUGAGACACAAACACACUUUAAAUGUUAUAUCAAUGAAGGGAGUUUAAAACAAAGGCCAGAAUAUUGCAAAGCAUGAAGCUCGCUCAGUAGUGAGGGACGCUCUGACUUGUUUUUGUUCUGAAUCGACUCUUCGCCAUUUAAAACUGCUCCACAACAAACGAAAACAAAGAAUUAUUAAAAUGAUAUCUGAAAACCAAACACACACUAAACACACAUUAAACACAUUAAACACACAUUAAACAUGGCUUAAUAGAGACAGUCUCAAACACAAAUCAGCUUCAUUAUAUCUCGCAGCAUUCACAGACAAACACUUGUCUUUAUCUGGACACAUUUUCCCCACAAAUACAACAUGCUAACAUUAUUAGCACAAGCCUAUGGCAUUUUACAUUGUAUAAAUUAGCCUAGCAGCUAGCGAUCUUUUCCUCUUCUCAU
Messenger RNA from Epinephelus moara (kelp grouper), 1576 nucleotides. Its product is annotated as magnesium transporter NIPA3-like. The transcript has 3 exons. Lineage: Eukaryota; Metazoa; Chordata; Actinopteri; Perciformes; Serranidae. The coding region runs from base 669 to 1220 and encodes 183 amino acids. Gene Ontology annotation, molecular function: magnesium ion transmembrane transporter activity. The record is from RefSeq and is a predicted model, not a curated record. Gene Ontology annotation, biological process: magnesium ion transport. Gene Ontology annotation, cellular component: membrane.